Molecule: messenger RNA, 2128 nt
Organism: Coffea eugenioides
Lineage: Eukaryota; Viridiplantae; Streptophyta; Magnoliopsida; Gentianales; Rubiaceae
Product: flocculation protein FLO11
Exons: 5
Coding region: 209-1948 (579 amino acids)
Biological process (GO): cortical microtubule organization
Cellular component (GO): cortical microtubule
Source: RefSeq, a predicted model, not a curated record
UCCAGCAGACAGUCUCGGGUGACAGAUAGUAAUGACAUGCAUCAUUCAUUUGCUUCCAUUCAUUUAGUUAUUUUGUUCUGUUUUUCUCUGUAUUUCGUCCUCAGGGAGAUGCCCGAUACAUUUGGCAUUCCGCCACCACCAUUGCCCCUCCAUUCUUCUUCUUCUCCCAUCACCCAUUGCCACCACCACUGUUAGUAUUAGUACAAUCAUGAAUCGGAGCUUGAAGGACUCCCUCAUCGGCGGCGCCGGCCGCCGCAGCGUCUCCUCUCACCACCACCGCCGUGGCCUCAGCCUCAGCCUCAACGCCAACGACUCCCCUGACGACCACAACCACCUCGAUCUCUUCUCUAAAUCUCGCCGCAGCAUUUCCCUUGCCUCUUCCGAUGACUCGUCCGACGUUUCUGUUAGACUGGGAAGACUCUCCCUUGGAUCCGCUGCCAAACCCACCCCGAAGCCUGGAUUGGACGAUCUACUCUCAUCUACCGAUGGAGGCAAGCACGAUUACGAUUGGCUUCUUACUCCUCCUGGAACUCCUCUCUUUCCUACAUCAGAUGGAAAUGAAUCUCAAACUGUCCCCAUGGCUUCUAGAACCACCUUGUUAUCCAGAUCUAGCUCCACGACCAAGGCCUCAAGGCUUUCAGUUUCUCAAUCAUCAGAGAAAGACAAUCGUUCAAGACCCGCAAGAAGUAGCUCUGUGACUCGUUCGUCCAUUUCUACCUCCCAAUACAGCACAUACUCAAAUAAAUCGAGCUCUAUUCUCAACACAAGCUCUGCUUCAGUCUCGUCCUAUAUUAGACCUUCAACUCCUAGUAGCCGAUCAUCAUCUACAGCAAGACCCUCGACCCCAUCUUCCCGCCCGACACUGUCAAGAUCGUCAACUCCUUCUAAAGCCCAUCCAGCACCCACUGUUGCUUCUGCAGACAAAGUGAGGCCAUCCCAGAAUUCUAGACCUUCGACUCCAACUUCUAGGCCACAAAUACCUGUGAAUUUGAGCUCUCCUGCUGCUCGUUCUACAUCUCGGCCAUCCACACCUACUCGCCGGAAUCCUGCACCUUCUUUGUCUCCUGCAUCUGGAUCUUCAAAUUUGGUUGGACGUUCUCUUCAGAGUGGCCGGACUGUAGCUUCCACAUCACGCCCUAGUUCCCCGAAUCCCCGUGUUCGGCCCACGCAACAGCCAAUGGUUAUCCCAGAUUUUCCACUUGAAACACCUCCAAACCUACGAACAACUUUGCCAGAUAGGCCACUCUCUGCUGGUAGGUCUAGGCCAGGUUUUACUGUCACCUUGAAAGGAAAUGUAGAGAAUUCAGGUGCUGCAAAUUUGCCUAGGAGACAGUCAUCACCCGUUGUUACCAGGGGAAGAGUCCCAGAACCUUUGUCAAGGGGCAGAAUGCUUGCCAAUGGGCAAGCAAAUCAUACCACAGAGUCUCACAGAGCUCCACUUGUAUCUGAGUUGCCAACCCGGAAGCCUGCAAAGACAUCCACAGAGAGCACUGGGUUUGGGCGGACAAUCUCAAAAAAAUCUCUGGAUAUGGCUAUUAGACAUAUGGACAUACGAAACGGGACCGGUGGAAAUCGUGCUCUCUCAGGUUCGACCCUCUUCCCACAAAGUAUACGAUCCAGCAGUACCAAAGGUCAACUCGGUCCGACUGUGAUUAAACAAGGUUCAGGCAAUGGAGAUGCCCCCAUCUUCCAUAAUGGGGAUAGUACAGAACAUGGGAAUUAUCAUGCCGGUAGGUAUUUGGAAAACGGAAAUGAGGAAGACAAGUCUCAAUAUCCGGCAAAACUGACAGUUGUUGACAUGUAUGAGAGUUCCCGGUAUGACACCCUUCUACUUAAAGAGGAUUUAAAGAACACUAAUUGGUUGCAUAGUUUAGACGAUAAAUCCGACCAAGGAGCCAUUUUUGACAGUGGGUUUGAACCUCUACCAGAGCCGUUUGACCCCUUGUAACCUUACCUGCAUGAAGUGCAUUUCCGUGUGGCAGUGAUUUUUUUUUUUCCCCUUGCAUUAUUUGGUAAUAUAAAGGUUGAGAGAGAAGAAAAUGUGUCGAAUAAACUGCUGUUAAUCUUCUUGUUUAGAAGUGCCAUUUUAUCAUUCUAUUGGUUGGUUGGUUGUUUGCCAACAAAUAUA